AACUAAGUGAAAGACAAAAUAAAAAUUAUCAUAAUACGAUUAAAAACAAACAAAUCGCAACGAAGAGUCACACGUCGUAAAUAGACAACAACAACAGCAAGCCGCCUUAAUAUACACACACACCCAGACGGUCUGUGUAGCUGUAACUCAUAAAACGCGUUUUGGCGGAAUUUUGGUAUUUACGGCGUUUAACGCAGCGCCAUGCUUUUGUGCGUGUGCGCGAGUGUGUAUGCGUGUGUGUGAAGAAUGUAAGAGAAUUAGUGAAAUACCAGCUUGUAAUUACACCACAAGCGCAAAGCAUUGCUAGCUGUAGCAAAUCGAAAAUCUAUUUAAAAAUCCACAAAUCAACGCUUAGUGUUGUUAUAAAUCUCAGAAAGUGCUUUAUACGAAUUUGUAAUUUUUUUUUUUUUCAAUCAAUUGAUGCGAUCAAGGCUGUUCCCUAUGCAGCGGGUAGCGCUCCGCGACCGGAAGUUGUGAUCGCGCUAACGUGUGACCGCUCGAAAAAAGCAUCUGUGCUCGCAGCCGCUUAGCCUCCAGCGUCAGAUGAGCAGUUCGAUCUGCAUAUGCUAACAGCAUAUCAAUCAUAUGAUAAUCAGCAGCAUCUCUAUCUGUGGCACAGCCUUUCAAUUUGUGUAUGCGCCGUUUGAAGCAUGUGCGUGUGUGUCUGUGAGUGUGCGCGUAUAUCCGUGGAAAAUUUACGCGCGUGAAAAUUAUUGCAUCAACAAAGUGCUUAAUAUUAGGCGAAAAUUGUUUUCACUCGUCGCCCCUCACUUUGCACGUGUAUGUGAAUUCAUGUAUUCCAGACUCACAUGUCACAGAAGCAUGUAGUAUAGUUGUUUGUAUGUUUGUGUUGAUUCGGCGCUAUAAUCUUGCAAGUAAUGCAAAUAGCUGUGAAUUUUUAUUAUUUUCUGUUAUUGAAGCGCAAUUUUAUAAACACGCGUAUAUGUACAUAUGUACGCACAUAUGUAUAUUUGUGAAUUCGUUUCAGUGUAAAUCGCCAUAAAUUUGUUGCUACUCAACGACAAAGACGCGAAAUUCUCGGAAAAGAUUGCGUAAUUUAAGUGGGCUGACAAAGCUACAAGUGGAAAAAAUCAUAAUUGAAUAUAAAUUAUCGGAAAUAGACUUCAAAAUACUCGUAGCAAUAACUUCAAGGUGGAUUUUACCGGUGCAAAAAGAAAGUUAACCUCGUUGUUUGUGCAAAAAAUGCCGAAAUACAUACGAAAAAAACGACGUGACGAAUACGAUGAUGCAAUUGAACGGAACUUGAUGUAUCGCGAAAAGUGAAAACCAACCUCAAAAUUUGUUAUUUCACGAGAAUACAGACUAUUUUAGAACACACAGAGUUGCCCUGGCAACAUUUAAUCACUGAAUUAGCAAAGUAAAAAUACUGCUACACGGAAUUCCCCUAGAAUUUAAUGCGCCAAAAAGGGGAAAUCUAAGUCAAUGUCAAAAGUUAGUCCAAAAGUAAUUAGCCAAAAUGGAUGUUAAUUGUGAGCGUUUGAUUUUGAGGGCCGAACAGGAUCACCAGCACAGUCGCGUUCGCGUCGAUAUGCCGAGGCAACGGCUUGACAACAAUGCGCUGCGUGCAGAACGCGGCCGACGUUGGUCGGCGGCGGCAGCAGCGGCGCAGCGUACACAAAACUCCACCGAUACGGGAGGAGGAGUGCAGGAGUUUCGAGCUGUUGCUGACAACAGGACGUUGGUAAUGCGCGAAAGCGAGCCCCACUGUUGCAGCGUUUGUAUCAUCUGCCGUCAGCGAGUGGAGGAGUGUUGCGCGUGUUGUUGUAGCAAUUACUCACCUACAACAAUAGUCAAUUUUAAUGGCAGCAGUGUGCGACAAGUGGCGCAGCAUAAAAGUUCACACAGCAGAUGCACAACGAUUAACUCAUCAUCAUCAACAACAACAACAACAACCAGUGCAACAACACACGUAGCUAAACCCGAUUACAACGAUCAGCAGUUGCUCAUUGUGCAGCACAAUACUUGUGCAUGCGACGGCAAAUGCGUAGACAGUUGCAGGCCUCGCUCAGUGCAACUGCCGCAUGCAACAACACAAACAAUAAAGCUAGUUAACGGUGAUGGCACUACAUCAAAAUCACUGACGCAACAACUGGUGCAGCAGCAAUCGGCGCAAUCUACUAAGGAGACCGCAGUGGCGUUGGCGUUUGUAUGUUGCAACUGUCGACAGCAAAAGCGACAAGGAAGCAGCAACAAUUUCUUGCACACCAACGAUAUGUCAACUGGAACAGCAACUGCUUUGGGUACACCUUUCGCAGUAGCUGAUUUAUUGGCAGCAACAACGAAAACGACGCCAACACGUUCAACACCAUCAUAUGCAGCGCCAAUGCUAAAUACAACAACAACCACAACAGAUUUAGAGUUGACCACAACAACUGCAGCGUUCACUUUGUCACCACCAUCAUCUUCAUCAUCAUUAGUUCAUACAACCUGUACAAAUUGCAAUGAGCAACAUCAAAAAAAUCCGGUUGCUGCAACAGCAACAACCACAAGUAUAAAUUCGUCUGCGCCUGCGCUCUUCGAUAAAGCUCUGCGCACUUUUCAGAUUUUAUUAUUGUGCAUUCAGGUACAACUUUUGCAUCCUGUACACGAAAAAAUCCAUAGUUUUCUUUACAAAAACAAAAACAAUAGUAAUAGCAAUAGUAGCAACCACAACAACAACAACAAAGAAUACACGACAAAUAGUAAUAUUAGCAGUAGACAUAGGAGAAAUUGUAAUACGAAUACGAAAUCCAAUAAAAGACAUGCAAAUGAAAAAGCACAACUGCAAAUGCUCGCGUGGCAAGAGCAGCCGCAACAAAAACAACAACAACAACAACAACAACGUCCUCCACCCUCAAGACUGAUGCAACAAAUUCGCUGUAAUUCCUACUACAAUAAUAAUAAUGAUAAUGAUAAUGCAAAUAAUAAUAUAAUGGAUAUAGUCAAUAGUAACAAUAGUUAUGCAAAUAUAUUUAAUACAUCACGAACCGAGCAACAACAACAAUACGCCAAUGCUAACGCCAACCAGACUAGCUAUAAUAAUAGAUAUUUAAGUAACGUUAUAUGCUCGCAAUCGCAACAUCACACUAGCUACCGUACAGUACAAGAAAAAUCACAGAUAUUACAACAACAACAACAACAACAACAACAUGUACAUCACUACUUCAAUUUUAUAUUACCAUCGCCAACAACACCACCAACAUCACAUCGACAAAAUGCUUUGCAACAGCAGCACAGCCACCACAAGGCGUGCAAUAUCGCCUCCUCAUCAUCACUACAAUUGCAAUUACAACAUUUGCGUUACUUCAAAAUGCCAAAUCUAACAAUUUUGUAUAAGUUACUACUUAUUCUGUCGUUCCUAUCACUAUUUCUGCCAUCGAUAAAUGCACAGACAUCACACGCGAUUGCGGCAUCGUCAGCGGCGUCGGCGCCUAGCCGCAAUGCUAUCCGCACAUCACCGGUGGCUUUGGGCCGCAACGAGACUGUAUGCCGCUCAUUAGAUAUACGCAACUCUCCCAGCGAAUUGAAUCAGUUGCGCAAUUGCACGGUCAUAGAAGGUUUCCUACUCAUAACACUCAUGAAUCAGCACAAUCCGCAGGAGUUCACACAGACCUUUCCUUUGCUAACUGAAGUUACGGAAUUCAUCAUCAUUUAUCGGGUUCACAAUCUACGAUCGCUGUCACAAAUCUUCCCGAAUUUAAGCAUCAUACGUGGCACAACACUAUUUGAAGGUUAUGCUCUCAUUGUCUACUACAAUCCACAUUUGGAAGAUUUGGGCCUCUCCAAACUAACAACCAUUUCACGUGGUGGUGUACGCCUUGAGAACAAUAUCGUACUUUGUUAUGUGAAGACAAUUGAUUGGAAGCGCAUUGUAAACCUUGACGCAGAAAUAACUAUCGAGAACAAUAGCAAACUGAUUGAGUGUCCCAAAUGUCCGGGCGACACAAAGCCUGGCAGAGAAGAUGGCGUCGAUUCAGAAUUGGCCUGCAAGGAAUUCGAUGGACAAAGACGUUGUUGGAGCAAUAAGAAGUGCCAAAAGAUCUGCCCGGAUCGCUGUAAAAAUAAUUGCGUGGAUGAGAACACUUGCUGCAAUGAGAACUGCCUUGGCGGUUGUUCGCCCAACAACUUAGACGAAUGUAUAAGUUGUCGCGAUUUCUCCAUCUACAACAACACCUGCAUUGAGAAAUGUCCCCGUAAUUACUUUAGCUACUUGGAUCGUCGCUGCCUCACAGCCGAGGAAUGUAUAGGGAUCGGUACGAAAUUCGAAAACAAUAAACCACAGAUUAUUGUGCCUUAUGACGGAAAGUGCUCAACUCGCUGCCCAAAUGGAUAUAACAAAAUCGGUUCAACGUGCCAGGCAUGCGGCGACAACUGCGUGAACAAGUGUGAUGGGGCGCACAUCGAUAGUGUGGAACGCGCGAAGGACUUUACCGGUUGCACGCAUAUUGUUAAAAACGGCCUAACUAUAAGCAUUAAGCGUGGCGGAAAACACUUAAUGGAGGAAUUGGAAUCCGGUCUGUCAUCCAUUCAAGAAAUUAGCACAUUUUUAAAGGUACAAGGUACAUACGGCUUGACGUCAUUGUCGUUUUUCAAACACCUAAAACGUAUUAAUGGUACUGAGCUAAGUGAAAACAAAUUUGCAAUUUAUGCGCUCGAGAAUAAUGAUCUCGAAUCAGUUUGGGGCGAUAACCGUACCGUACAUAUUGAGAGGGGACGCGUCUUCUUCCAUUUCAACCCAAAGCUAUGUUACAAUGAGAUUGAGAAAUUGCUGCCGAUGAUGAGAGAAAAUGCAACAUUCGAUAAAAAUGAAGUGGCCACGGAUUCCAACGGACAUAAGGGGUCAUGUAACACAGAAUUAUUGAAUGUUACUGUGUCAAAGGUGUCGAGUCGUGUGGCGGUUGCUGAAAUCGAAAAUCCACUGGUAUUUGAUGAUAAUCGCACCUUCAUUGGUUAUCAGUAUUUUCUAAUGGAGGAUAAGUACAAAAAUGCCACCAAAUAUUCACAGCUCAUCUGUGACGACGGCUGGAUUGUAAGUGAUCCCACCAAGGAUAACCAAUAUAUCUUCGUAAAUCUGCAACCAUACACGCAGUACGCGUAUUAUGUUAAAACUUGGACCAUAUCUUCGGAGAAACGUAACGCACAAAGUAAUAUACAUCAUUUUAAAACCAAAUCUGCUCAACCCAAAUUCGUACAAAGCCUAAACGCCUACGCAGUAUCGAGCUCUAAAAUCGCUAUUACAUGGACACCACCCGCGAAUCCGCAAGGCAAUCUAACGGUCUAUCGCGUACAUGCUACUCUUGACAAACGCAGUCAAGUUUUGGAUUCACGUAACUACUGCAAAGAUCCUGCCCAAAUAGACAAAGACGAUGAUACAAAAGAUCCUACACGGAAUAGCCCUGGUGGGGUGACGGAACCACCAAAUGCUGCCAAUUGCAAAUGUGAUGGUGAGAAAUCGCCAAAUCACAGCGACAUAGAUACCAGUGAGGCAACAAUUGUGGCUGGCAUUGAUUUCGAGAAUACACUGCAGAAUUUCAUUUAUGUAAAACACACAAACGAUACCAAAAAGUCUAAACCGAAAAAUGUUGAACAAAACAAAAUAUCUCUCACUGAAAUGGAUGCUAAACGACGACGCCGACGCAGUGAGGGCGAUCCCGAAGACAGUUUUCUUGUACGCCACAUGCGUGCUACGCCCGAUAGUUUCGAAAAUAUUAUACUUAAGACAACAUCUGAAGAUGGUAACAAUGAGGAUGCGACCAUUAUAACCACGGUGGCACCAAUUGAGCGAACCACACUUGGCAAUACAAAUGCAUCGGGCAAUAGCGACAACCGUAUGGAUGCGACUGGUCAAUUUUAUGAGACCUUCGUACAAAAUGUGUCCGUCAACACUCUUAAAUAUGAAUUCACAAAUCUUAAGCAUUUCUCUUUCUAUACGAUCGGUGUCGAAGCAUGUCGCGAGCCCGAAGAGGGCGCCACCGAGAAAGAAUGUAGUGAUAUACGCAUGAGGUUUGUGCGUACUAAAAAACUGGAGGGUGUGGACAAGAUAGAAAAUUUGCGCGUUGCCUUGGUACAAACAAAUACAACGCGAAGUGAAGUACGCAUAAAUUGGGAUCCACCAGCGAAUCCAAAUGGCGAUGUGGUGUCUUAUACGAUUUCCUACAAGAAAUCCGAACAGGACGCUGUGGAGGAGAAACGUUGCAUCACUGAAGUAAAUUAUCGCAAUUUGACAAACGGCUACACGAUGCCGUUACCGACCGGAAAUUACAGUAUUAGAGUGCGCGCAAAUUCAUUGGCUGGCGAUGGCGUUUAUUCAGAAAUUGUCUAUAUUGACAUUCCGCCUGAAAAAUGGUCUGGAGCUUUGAUUGCCGGCAUUUGUGUUGGAGUCAUUGGUAUAAUAUUUCUGAUGGGUGGUGUAUAUUGGUACGUUCGACGAAAAUACGCGCCUCCAAGUGACAUCAAAAUCAUUCCCACCGUCAAUCCAUACUAUAUAAGCCUGCAAUAUGUGCAGGACGGCUGGGAGGUAGAACGAGAACGCGUUAUACAAUUAAGUCCACUUGGUCAAGGCUCUUUCGGUAUGGUAUACGAAGGUAUACUUAAAGGCUUAAACGGUACCGAGGAUACACCAUGUGCUAUUAAGACGGUCAAUGAAAAUGCCACCGAUCGCGAACGGAUUAAUUUCUUGAGCGAAGCCAGUGUUAUGAAGCAAUUCGAUACAUAUCACGUAGUGCGGCUACUCGGUGUUUGCUCAGUCGGCCAACCUGCAUUAGUCGUAAUGGAGUUGAUGAAGUUCGGUGACUUAAAAUCAUACUUACGUGCACACCGUCCCGAUAGCGUACAAAGCGAUGAAAUGCCCUUCAGGUACCGUGAAACUGGCGUGCAACCACCACCACUGAGUCGUGUCUUUCAGAUGGCCAUAGAAAUUGCCGAUGGUAUGGCUUAUCUAUCAGCCAAAAAAUUUGUACAUCGCGAUUUAGCAGCUCGUAAUUGUAUGGUGGGUGCUGAUUUAACAGUGAAAAUUGGUGAUUUCGGCAUGACUCGCGACGUUUAUGAAACAGAUUACUAUCGAAAAGGCGACAAGGGUUUGUUACCAGUACGUUGGAUGCCGCCAGAAAGUUUACGUGAUGGCAUCUAUUCCACUGCCAGUGAUGUCUUCAGCUAUGGUGUAGUACUUUGGGAGAUUGUCACACUCGCUUCACAGCCAUAUCCCGGUUACUCUAAUGAUCAAGUAUUGCGUUUCGUCAUCGAGGGCGGAGUUAUGGAGCGCCCAGAUAAUUGUCCAGACAAAAUUUAUGAAAUUAUGCAGCAAUGCUGGGAACAUCGGCCCUCAAAACGACCAUCGUUCUUCAAAAUUAUACGCGUACUAUUGGAUCAUGUGCACACAGAUUCCGAAGGUUAUCUUUCGCGCUUUCGUGAGGUAUCCUACUACUUCUCCAAUGAGGGUACGCAGGAACGUGAAAAAGAACGAACCGAGAGUAUGCAUCCCUCUGGCGAUAUAUUCAGUGAGGAGAAUGAAAUCGAUGACGCUACCACUCCGUUACGUACCGACGAAUUCAAUGAAUAUAAACUCAAUUUGGCUAACACUUCCUCUGUAGAGCAUGAAGGCGAAAGUCCAAUGGCCAUCGACGAUGACCAUCCUCACUCUCCAUAUAGCCACAGCCUAGGCUCAGCCAACAUUAUCAGCAGCACGCCUGACGGCCAAUCCAAAAAUAGCUACAAUUUCUCGCAAAUGUCGCACAACAAUCAAACUCUGCUUAGUUCGGUGCCAUCGACAUCGGCAGGCAUUGUUAGUGGCGGCUCGCAUUCGCAUUCUCAUCAACUACAUCAACCGGGUGCACAACUGCGACAACCACGCUACAGUCAGUUUCCAACAGAAGAGACGGCAGCCAAUUACAUACUACCAGACUAUGAUCCUCGUACAGAAUUUAAUGGGAAGAAUGAAGGACAAAGUGCCUUAAGCGGUGCUAGGAUGGAAACCGAUGAGCGCGGUUAUGAGAUGUACGAUCCAAGUCCGAAUUACCGUGAACAUGGACUGUAUGACGCAGCUAUAGACGAGGACGAUUUUGAUGGUUUACCAACGACCGGUCAUAGCUCCAGAAUAGGAAGCGGCGGCCAACAACUAUUGCCACGUAAUAAACCGCGUCAUCGCAUGCCCACAAUAAUGCCAAUGUCUAGUUCAAUGCCCGAUGAAAUGACGGGUACACCUAUUGCUUCAUCGCUGCAUCCAUCUACGGCAUCGGCCGCUUCGUCAAAUGCCUCAUCAGCCAAUACGACAACGGGACGCUAUUCGGGUCUGAAAGCCGUGGCCGACAAAAUGCGUUUUAAAAACAUUAACCGACGCAUCUUUAAUCACAAGCGCACGGGUAGUAAUGCCAGCCAUAGAAGUACGAGUUCUAAUCCAAACACCACCACAUCUUCGAGCAGCACAUCUAAUAUAGCAGCGACCGGAAGCGUUGGUCGCGAAAAGAGUGUAAGCGGUCAGAAUUUGGGCACAAUUGAGAGUGGUGGCAGUGGUAGUGCCAGUAGCUAUGUAACACCACGUUUUUUCACUCCUUCCUCCGAUGUACUAAAUGCGAGCAGCAAUCCUAACUACCGUUUGUUGGAUGAAACUGCAAACACAUCGUGUCUUUCCGGCACAGGUGACGCAAGUGAUUUCCCAGCAAGUGGUAACAGAAAUUACAAACGUCUUGACGAAUCACUAAACGCCACAUUGACACCUGGCAAGCCAGCCGGUACACCAUCUAGUAACAUUGCUUCGUUCACACCUCGACCGUUUUCAAAAUCUAUUGAUAACGCCCCCUAUACUCUGAUGGGCGCCGCGGGGUCAGAUUCUACACUGCGUACCACUGAUAAUCCCAACUACAUUGUAAUGAAUCAAUCAGCCGCACUUACCCUACCGCCUUCAAAACUGUCCCAGACUACCACUACUAGUCCAAUUGCAUUUGCGCAAAGAAGUGACGAUGCCGCUUAUACAAUGAUGGGACCUACGCCACAUGAACCAAGCACUAAUAUAUCAUCGACAUCAUCGCUAGACGACGACCCCAAAGUGGUGGCUCAUGAUGAUGACGAUGAAGAUAAUGAUGAUGAAGAUGAUGAGCCGACUGAACAUAUAAGAAUGGAAUUGCUUGGUGGUCAUCGACGCGGUAGCGAUAAAGCGCAACAACAUCGCAAGUCGCGCGGAAAACGAAGCCGCAGCCAAAGUCAAAACAAAUUGGAUGAAAAACCUACACAAAAAAUCACAAACUCACCCGGAACCACACCUACCAGCUGCUACCCAACGCCCGCUGAAGGUGGCAGUAGUUAUGUAAGUUUAACGCCCGCAACAACAACAACAACUACAUCUCCGCCAGCUACACAGUCUAGGCCAUCGGCCACCUACUCACUCAAAGAGAAGUGGUUACGGCAGCAAUCACAGCAGCCACAACAGCCACCACCAAAUGGUUUCAUAGGGCGUGAGACGUAAUAUCAUUAAGCGAAGGAAUAGCAUAGAACGAAAAAGACAAGGAAGCGCACACUGCCAAAACAACACGACGAAUCUUACGAAAGUUCAUUAUGUGGGACAAGUGGCGAAUAUAUUGGCUCCAAAACAAAAUUUCAAAUAUUAUAAAUUCUACGCGGUGGCAAUAAGUAUACACAUAUAUGUAAUUUGUUUGA
Molecule: messenger RNA, 9648 nt
Organism: Bactrocera latifrons
Lineage: Eukaryota; Metazoa; Arthropoda; Insecta; Diptera; Tephritidae
Product: insulin-like receptor
Exons: 20
Coding region: 1478-9457 (2659 amino acids)
Biological process (GO): positive regulation of MAPK cascade; protein phosphorylation; positive regulation of phosphatidylinositol 3-kinase/protein kinase B signal transduction
Cellular component (GO): membrane; axon; insulin receptor complex
Molecular function (GO): insulin receptor activity; ATP binding; insulin receptor substrate binding
Source: RefSeq, a predicted model, not a curated record